GCCAAUGUUGUGCCGCGUUUCCAGACGGAGAAAUCGCCUGUGAGCUGCCCAUACGGCGCCUGCAACUACUCGGAGGAGCAGGGGUUGAAGUUGUCGGACGGGUUUGAGUUAAAGGAGCAUCUGUUCAAAGCUCACGAGAAGGAUAUAAUUGUUGGAGGCUUUCAUUACUGUCCAUACAAGUCUCAGGGAUGCGAUUCGGGGCCGAUGAAGCAACAUAUCGCAAUGGACACACAUUUCAAUCGGCACUUCGAGCUGCGACCUCACAAGUGCUCUCAUACGAAGGCAGAGCCAGGAAGCCUUCCAACGGAGGCCCCAGAACCGUGUACUUUCAGCUCCCCUGAUCCUUCGCACCUCAGCAAGCACCGCAGAAAGCAUAGCGACUUGUACAUGACCCUCAAGGCCACCAAGGCGAAACAAGGAUACGUCUCUGCCCCUGGGUCGCCUGCAUCUACGUUCUCGUUUGAAGAGACACCGGCGCUCUCAGAUGCAUCGAGCUUUCCACCAUCACCGGGACCCGACACACCAGCCUCAAGCGACUGGACCCUAGAGGGUUCUCCGUUUCCUAUCACACAUAACCUCGCCCCGAUGCAGAGCACUCCCCCAGGCGUCUCAAACGCCGCCUUAGAGGAGGAGACUGUCGCUUUCGAAGCGUACCCAUACCACGUGACUGAGCCCCGCUUUGCCCCCGUACACGCUCCUGCGCAUGCUCCUUUGCAAUAUGGCGGUUUCGCGGUGGCGACCGUCCACGACGGCCCAGCGGCCGUACACCAACAAUUCCAGCAGUUUGAGCAGAGAUCGCUAUCGUUACAACCUCAUGCUCGGCAAGUCUCCGCUCGCUUUUCGUCCACGAGCGUCCCAAACUCGAACGCCACUACUUUCACGUCGCUGCCGCAAUACAUCGGGGUACCCUCAGUCUCUGUCCCGUUGACCAUGUCGCAUGGCCAACUCGUUCGCCAGAAGCGGUCAACGUGUGGUACUCGGUACGCACGAUAUUAUAUUCCUUCCGCGCCGCGCGUGGGCUACCCGAUGCCCGUCGCCGACUGUACCGCCGCUAUUGACGCCCUACCUACCGUGAAGGUCACACCUCCCAGUCCCGAGAUUCUGCCCAAUUCGAACCCCGAAACCUUUCAGGAGCCCUAUCCCGAUUUCCCCUUCGACGCCGACGCCAGUGCCAGCUACUACACUUACCGCAACCUCGCUUGCAACACCGGUUCCUACCACGACUUUAAUGCUUCUGCCACCCCCAACUACACGACUUUUUCUUCGAACGUCAGCGCGAACCACGCUCAUGACUUCAGCACGAACGUCGCGUUCGCUGCCACUCACGCUUCCAACUAUCCCUUCAACGCACACCCUAACCCCGGCUUCGACGCCAACCUCGUUUCCGGCCUCGACGCGGGAGGAACAUGGCCUGCAUGCCCUCUCCUGGAGUCCAGUUACGCGGCAGGCACAAACGCGAUGGCCGCAGAGGUCGCGCCCCAGUACCGGCCCUGCAACGAGUACCCGAUGAACGCACAGCGGUACGCCCCGCAGGACGUGCUGUUCACGCACGCACUGGGGGACGCGCAACAUAUGAUGCAGCAGAUGCCGUUCGAGAGCCUCCCCGAGCUGGACCCGCUGGGGCUGGCACUCGGACCGCUCGGCGACAUUAUGACCUACCAGGGCGGGCCUGGUCUUUUGGACGGGGCUCCUGACUUCUUGUGACCAUAACGCACGAUGCUGCGGCGCGUACCUCGGUCGUGUCCGCCGCCACUGCACGUUCCAAGCUCGAUCGUCGCUCUUCUUCCAACCGCUUUAUAAUGCUGCUUUAUGGUGCUACCAGUCUCGCUUGUCUUGUUGCGCGCCAUUUUUUUUUUCGUUCUGCGCGCGUUUCGAAGUUGACAUCUUAUAUUGCUCUUCACACUCGUAUCUCUAACGCGUACCACGCUCGUUUUGUGAUUCCUUUCGUGCCGGUCAUGUUUGUAUAUCGGGACAGUGGAAUCUCUAGGCCUACGUUUACUACACUAGAAGUAUACCCCCUCAUUGCGUACUGAUUCUAUACCCAAACACAGCUGUUGUACUAACCACAUGCACAUGUUUCCUUGUGUAUCUGUCUCAUGUAUCUAGUCGUGCAUCGCCUAUCUGGUGAUGUAUGCCCCCUCGUUAUAUCAUAAUAUAGAGCGUGUACAGGAUAU
This is a messenger RNA of Phanerochaete carnosa HHB-10118-sp, 2174 nucleotides long. RefSeq lists its product as uncharacterized. The record is from RefSeq and is a predicted model, not a curated record. Lineage: Eukaryota; Fungi; Basidiomycota; Agaricomycetes; Polyporales; Phanerochaetaceae. The transcript has 3 exons. Bases 205 to 1704 code for a protein of 499 amino acids.